Messenger RNA from Lontra canadensis (Northern American river otter), 1414 nucleotides. It is a transcript of the gene TMEM238, whose product is annotated as transmembrane protein 238. The record is from RefSeq and is a predicted model, not a curated record. The transcript has 2 exons. The coding region runs from base 751 to 1284 and encodes 177 amino acids. Lineage: Eukaryota; Metazoa; Chordata; Mammalia; Carnivora; Mustelidae.
CUCUGUCGCCCCCGCGAGUGCAGCUGGACCUGGGACUGUGUCCGGGAACUCCAUGAGGUCCCCCUCCGUGUUCGGGGGCUUCGCCCCUAGGGAAUCCCGGCCGUCCAGAGGCAUUGGGAGAAGCCUGGGGGCCCACCCCGCUGCCCGCACCAUCGCCCCCAGGCCCGACGGGGGUGCGCUCAGGGCCGGGAGUUCCAUCACCUCCCAGGGGCGCACGGGCCGCCCCAGGGGACCGGCAAUGAGAGAGAGAAAUCUCAGCUCCCGAGAGCCCCGUGUUUCCUCCAUUAGGGCGCCCUGCCCGCUAACUCCGGCGUCCCGGGGCUCCGGGUCCAGGCGUCUUGUCUGGUCCUUGUUUUUUGACCCCACCUGUCCCCACCGCGGGGCCUGGGGCGCAGAGGGCCCCGCAGGCAGGCGCUGAAGAGAAGCAACGUGCGGGCUCCCGCAGCACCCGACGCUGCCUCCAUUAGGACACCCUGAAUUUUGAAUGUGUUCCUUCGCGCUCCUUGGGGUGCGUAAGGCCCCUCCCACCCUUAUCCGGGAGCCCGGCUGCCCCCUUCAAGGCCUCUGAGGGCCAGGGCGUGCCCAGAAACCAGGGCCGGGGCACCCCCCGAGUCGGGCCCGUGUGCACCCCAGCCAGCUCAGGUGACCAGGAGGGCGCCGGGCACACCUGGCGCCGUCCCCUGACCCCGCCCCGGGCCGGGCCGCACCCCGGAAAGCUCUCUGGGGGAGCCAGCGCGGCGCAGCAGGGCCAUGGCAGCGGCGCCAGCGGUGGGCGUCCCGCAGGGGCCCCCGCCGGGGGCACCGUCCCCGCCGGCCGGCGCGCAGGGGCCUGCGUCCGGCCUGGGCCGCUGCCGGAUGGCGCUGCUGCUGGCGGUGGCGCUGGACGUGGCGGGCAUGGCGGCGCUGCUGACCGGCGUGUUCGCGCAGCUGCAGGUGCGCGGCCGCGACUUCGGCGACCUGCUCAUCUACUCGGGCGCGCUGCUCGUCUUCCUGAGCCUGCUCGGCUGGAUCCUCUGGUACACCGGCAACAUCGAGAUCUCGCGCCAGGAGCUCGAGCGCGACUACGGCCUGCGGCCCUCGGCGCUCGCCCGCCUGGCGCGCAAGCUCUCCCGCCGCUGGUCAGCGCCGGCCUCCUCCUCCGGCCCGCGCGCCGCGCCCGGCUCUCUGGGAACGCGCCGUGCCGCCCGCGCGCCCCCGCCGACCGCCGCCGGCUCCCGCCGCGUGCGCCUGCAGCUCGCUACGCUCGAGGCCGGGCCGGGGGCGGCGGGCGCGGGCACCGAGUGAACCCGAGACAGCCCCACGGCCCCACCUGUGAGGACGGGACUGCGUGUGCAGCUGCACCCACCACCAUCUGGGCCACCAGGAUGCCUGCUUGUCUGCCCCAUCCUCUCUCGGAUAAAUGGCUCGCCUCCUA